AUGCUUGUUGGAUGUUGCCGUACUCCAGUUCGUUAUUCGCAGUACUGUGAACUUCAUUUGAAUGAAAAUAAAGAAGCGGCUGAUUGUAUUAAGAAAGUCCCAGGUCGCAAGGUUUUUAAUCAUUCAGGCUUUUCUUUAUUCAAAACAAGAAGCCGAAAAAAACAAAGAGGUUUUGGGGCAACAAGUUGUCGUACUGUUAAAGCAAGAUCAGAUGCCUACAUCCGCAAAUGUGCUCGAAGUUUCGGUGUGAUAGCUGCUGUAACAAACUGCGGUGUUGUAACUACAUUUGGCGAAAUUUUUAGGACAGAAACAUUGAAAGAGAUUUUGCAGUUAUUGACUAACAGUAUAAAAGUAUCAGGUGUAAUACCCAAAACAGCUGCUUAUGAUGACGGUUGUCAUUUGGUUGAGUAUCUUCAUAAACAUCUCGGUAAAGAUCUUAAUAGCACAGCUGCUGCAAACAGCCUGGCUCAACCUCAUGAAAUUCCACAUAUACCUGACAUUAGCUUAAUGCAUCUAGCAGACGAAAUGUUGACCUCGAAUUAUACUACUAAUUCAUCGAAAAAUGUCACUUCACGUAAACAAUCCAUUGCAAGUGUACUUGAAAACUCAACAACAACUAUACUAACUAAGAAGCGGAAAACAGUAACAUUACAAAAUGAUUCUCAACAACAACAAAAACAGGCUACCGGUGUCUAUUCAAAGACUGAUUGGUCUGCCCAAGUGGAAAGAAUUAUCAAACAAAGCAGCUCCAUAAAGGAAAAUUUUUAA
This is a messenger RNA of Rotaria socialis, 768 nucleotides long. The record is from the annotation of a GenBank genome assembly. Lineage: Eukaryota; Metazoa; Rotifera; Eurotatoria; Philodinida; Philodinidae.